Messenger RNA from Sebastes umbrosus (honeycomb rockfish), 1610 nucleotides. RefSeq names its product hydroxysteroid (17-beta) dehydrogenase 14 (gene hsd17b14). Gene Ontology annotation, biological process: steroid catabolic process. Lineage: Eukaryota; Metazoa; Chordata; Actinopteri; Perciformes; Sebastidae. The transcript is spliced from 9 exons. The record is from RefSeq and is a predicted model, not a curated record. Gene Ontology annotation, molecular function: estradiol 17-beta-dehydrogenase [NAD(P)+] activity. Bases 172 to 966 code for a protein of 264 amino acids. Gene Ontology annotation, cellular component: cytosol.
UUUGAACUUCACACACAAACUGCUACUGGUGAGGAAGUGAAAGAGGAAGAGGCACGAGAUACAGUAGUACGUGCUGAAUAAUCAGAAUAUAUAAUAAUAUAAUAUAGAGCAAUAUAAACAGGCUCCUUGGCGCAGUGUUGCAGGUGUUUGAGGUUAUUGUCAUCAGCCGAAAUGUCCCUCCGAUACCACAACAAAGUUGUCAUUGUGACUGGAGGAUCCAAAGGGAUUGGCAGAGGGAUUGUCAAAGUGUUUGUGGAGAAUGGAGCCAAAGUGAUGUUUUGUGCAAGAGGAGGUGCAGCAGGUGAGGCUCUGGAGGCGGAGUUAAACAAAGCAGGACCAGGCUCAUGCAAAUUUAUCACAUGUGACAUCUCCAAAGAAGAUGACAUCAAGAGACUGAUUGCAGUCACAGUGGAGCAUUAUGGACACAUUGACUGCCUGGUCAACAACGCAGGGUGGCACCCACCUCAUAAACCCACUGAUGACACCACAGCAGAGGAGUUCAGGGAUCUGCUCAAUCUGAACCUCAUCAGCUACUUCUCGGCUUCUAAAUAUGCGUUGCCGUACCUACGACAGCGGCAGGGAAACAUCAUAAAUGUGUCCAGUCUGGUGGCAACCAUCGGUCAGAAAGAUGCUGCACCAUAUGUUGCCACCAAGGGGGCGAUAGUCUCCAUGACAAAGGCGAUGGCUGUGGAUGAGAGUCGCCACAAUGUGAGAGUGAACUGCUUUUCUCCAGGUAAUGUGCUGACUCCUCUGUGGGAAGACUUAGCAGGACAGACACCAGAUGCUGCAGCAGCCAUUAAAAUGGGAGAAAAUUAUCAGCUGCUGGGUCGUAUGGGGACUGAGGAGGAGUGUGGACUGACUGCCUUGUAUCUGGCUGCUGAUGCUACUUUCUGCACCGGGAUCGACUUGCUGUUCAGUGGCGGAGCUGAACUCAACUACGGCUUCAAGAGUCAGAUCCCUUCCUGACUGUCACUGGAUACAGAUCCCUUAGAUCAUCAAGUAAACAUCUCCUCACUAUACCUAGAAUAAAUAUGGUGUCUAAAGUCAUUAUGGUCCUACUGAAAUUUCCUACCACAUGAAAUAAGGUCUGCUAACAGUGUCUUCUUUUAAAAGCAGACUAAAAACAUGUCUUUUUUUCACAAGCUUUUAGUUAGCUUUAAAGUGUGUGGUUGUAUUAUUAUUAUUAUUCCUGAGUGUUGUUUUAGUAGCGUUAAGGCCUCGUCUAUUAGAAACAAUUAGGAAAAAGAGAUCACCACAGCAUUUUAUGAAGUUUUUAAAUACAGUGUUUUAACACACAGCUCAACCGAACCCGGGUAAAAGAGGUUAAGACUUACAAUAUAUAUGACAUAUAACCACAGUGCAAAUAAGUAAAUACAAAAUCCUGAGAAGUGGGAUCUAUUCAGCAUGUUUAUUAUAGAUGCCAGAAUGGUAUAAAUAAGAGUUAAAUAAGCAUAUUUCUUGAAAUGUACAUUGUAAAUGCAUUAUUAAUAACAGUAUUGCACAGUUUAUGCUUAUUUUUUUUGUUCAAGUUUGCUGAUAACAAUACUAAGAUGGUUGUUAAUACAGGGAGAAUUUUCAUUCAAUAAAAUAAAAAAUGACAUGUCAUUAAA